Haemonchus placei is the source of this 1233-nucleotide messenger RNA. Lineage: Eukaryota; Metazoa; Nematoda; Chromadorea; Rhabditida; Trichostrongylidae. The record is from the annotation of a GenBank genome assembly.
AUGCUUAUUCUAACAUCAAACUUUUUGAAGGGUGUGUGUGACGCACUUUGCGAGGCAUGUGAUCGAUUGGACUGGAAAACCCCAACGAAAAUACAAAUUGCCGCUCUUCCUCACGCUCUUAGUGGGAGAGAUGUUAUAGGAUUAGCAGAAACCGGAUCUGGUAAGACUGCGGCAUUUGCUCUACCGAUCUUACAAUCAUUGCUCGAAACACCGCAGAAAUUAUUUGGUCUGGUACUCACGCCUACUAGAGAACUUGCGUUCCAAAUAGCACAACAAUUUGAGGCCCUUGGUGCUGGCAUUGGGCUGGUAGUUGCUGUCAUUGUUGGUGGAGUAGAUAUGACUACACAGGCCCUCGCUCUCGCGAAAAGGCCUCAUAUCAUUGUUGCUACACCAGGACGUCUGGUUGAUCACCUAGAAAAUACCAAAGGUUUCAAUCUCAAAGCACUCAAGUAUCUUGUCAUGGAUGAAGCCGAUAGGAUUCUCAACAUGGAUUUUGAGGUCGAACUGGACAAAAUUCUUAGGGUUAUUCCGAAGGACAGGCGGACAUAUUUGUUUUCUGCCACAAUGACAAAGAAGGCAAGUGUGGCGAAGCUGGAACGUGCCUCUCUAAAAGAUCCCGCUCGAGUGGAAGUGUCUACCAAAUACAAAACCGUGGAUAAACUGAGGCAGCACUACCUUUUUAUUCCAUUUAAGUACAAAGAAGCAUAUCUUGUAUAUUUGUUGAAUGAGUUAGCUGGAAACACUGCAAUUGUUUUUUGUGCAACAUGCAAUGGAGCUAUGCAGAUUGCAAUGUUGUUGAGGCAGCUCGGAAUGCAAGCGGUUCCUCUUCAUGGACAUAUGGGACAGGAAAAACGAUUGGGUUCUUUGAACAAAUUUAAAAGUAAAAUCAAAGAUAUUUUGGUGUGCACCGAUGUUGCAUCAAGAGGUCUCGAUAUUCCUCAUGUUGAUCUUGUCAUAAACUACGACGUGCCGUCUCAGUCAAAAGACUAUAUUCACAGGGUGGGUCGUACUGCUCGUGCCGGAAGAGCAGGACUUGCCUUGACUCUUGUCACGCAGUAUGACGUUGAAGUAUACCAGAAGAUUGAAGCACAUAUAGGAAGAAAGUUGACUGAAUAUCCCUGCGUAGAAAAAGAUGUUAUGUUACUGGUGGAACGAACGCAAGAAGCAAGUGAAAUGGCUGUAAAGGAGAUAAAAGAAAUGGCAGAGAGGAAGAAGAAAGGCAAAAAACGGUAG